AGAUGCUGCUGAAUGAGGGGGGAGGGGAACGACAUUCAGACCACAAACCAAUCAAAGCCAGCGGCGCAUCACUCAGCUUUCUAACUCAAAUCAAAUAAAAAACUGAACGGAGAGGUACAUUAGUUGCUAUUAGUUCUUUGAGAACUUUGCUUUGCUUGAUAGCAAUUUGCAUUGAGGUACAUUCCAGAGCUUGUUCACCGAUAGAGAUGGCAACAGUCCCAGAGCCGAAGCGGAAGACUUGUUCCUACAGCUUUCAUCGUGAGUCGUUGACUUCAUUGAUAGAGUUGAGUAGCCUUAUGCCCAGUGGUGACCAGAAGGGGUUUGUUGACCAGUAUGGGGAUAUUCUGACGCUGUUGAAGAUGGUAGUCGAUCCGGUACCGUUGCAGACUCUUCUUCAGUUCUACGACCCAGAGCUUCAUUGUUUCACCUUUCAAGAUUAUCAGUUGGCGCCUACUCUCGAGGAGUAUUCCAUUCUGCUGAGUGUCCCGAUUCAGCAUCAGGUUCCUUUCUUGGACGUACCGAAGGAAGUUGAUUUCAGAGCUGUUGCCAGAGCUCUCCAGUUGAGUGUCAAAGAAGUCUGUGAUAACUGGAAGCCCAGUGGGGAUGUUGUGGGUCUGCCAUUGAAGUUUCUGCUGAGAGUGGCCAGAGGAGAAGCAAAGAAGGGGAAUUGGGAAGCUUUUCAUGCCCAGCUUGCUGUUAUGAUCUAUGGGAUCGUCCUAUUCCCGAGCAUGCCCAAUUUUGUGGACUAUGUUGCGGUCUGUAUCUUCAGAGGAGGGAAUCCAGUUCCCACUCUGUUAGCUGACACUUACUAUGCUAUUCACAGUAGGCAUGGUAAGGGUGGAGCUAUCAGAUGUUGUCUACCUCUCUUGCUCAGAUGGUUCAUGUCCCUUCUGCCAGCCAGUGGACCCUUUGUGGAUGCUCAGAGCACUCAUAAGUCGACUCAGAGGGUCAUGUCGCUUACUUCCUAUGACAUCAGAUGGCAAUCAUAUCGGAUGGAUGUGCGGGAUGUUGUUAUGAGUUGUGGAGAAUUCUGGAACGUGCCACUCGUGGGGAUCAGAGGUUGCAUAAAUUAUAAUCCAGUUCUUUCUCUUCGUCAGUUAGGGUUUGUAAUGAAAGGAAGACCACUUAAAGCUGAAGUAGCUGAAAGUGUGUAUUUUGAGAAGCAGAGUGACCCGGCUAGAUUGGAGCAGAUAGGAAGAGCUUGGAAGUCUAUUGGUGUGAAGGAUGGAUCUGUCUUAGGGAAAAAGUUUGUCAUUGCUAUGCCUGAUUACACUGAUUGGGUAAAGAAGAGAGUGGAAACUUUGUUGCUACCCUACGAUAGAAUGGAGCCGUUGCAGGAGCAACCACCUUUGAUCCUUGCUGAGAGUGUGCCUGCUGAGCACUACAAGCAAGCCCUGAUGGAGAAUCGCCGGUUGAGGGAGAAGGAGCAAGAUACCCAGAUGGAGCUCUACAAAGCCAAAGCUGAUAGGUUGCACUUGGCCCAUCAACUCAGGGAAGUGCAAGGAGAGGAUGCUAGUAGAGUGAGAAGCAAGAAGAGAUCCUACGAAGAGAUGGAAUCCAUGUUAGAUGCAGAACAUCGGGAGUGUUUGAGGCUGCAGAGAGCUGAAGCCAGCUACCAGAAAAAGAUUAGAGACUUGGAGAAGCAACUCAGAGACAAAGACAUCCAGUUGAAGAAAGAGGUAGAUUUGAGGCAGACAUCAGAGGAAUACCUUGGAGGAGAAGUUAUGGAGCUUAGAAGACAAUUGAAGGAGAAGAUCACCCCUCUACCAGAAUGUUCAGAAUGCACACUGUUGAUAGACCAGUGCCAGUACCUGAAGACUCUCAUUCCGGAAGACCGUUUGUCUUAGCGUGUACCUUUGAUGUUUAUGUUGAGGAUCACCUCCAGGCUUGUUGGAUGGGAUUCAUCGUACUCUGUGUAUUCGAAUAUUUGUUGACUUGGUUGUAUGAUCUUUUUACUCUUAUUUUAUAGAUAAGGUUGUUGGU
This is a messenger RNA of Lathyrus oleraceus (garden pea), 1983 nucleotides long. RefSeq lists its product as uncharacterized. The record is from RefSeq and is a predicted model, not a curated record. The coding region runs from base 207 to 1847 and encodes 546 amino acids. The transcript has 3 exons. Lineage: Eukaryota; Viridiplantae; Streptophyta; Magnoliopsida; Fabales; Fabaceae.